AUGUCGCCAAGCAACAGAUCAACAGCCCGUGUUCGCGGGCUGGUGGGCAAACCACUUCUGUACUUUACAAGUGUAUUCGUAUCACUCGGCGUGUUUCUUUUUGGUUAUGAUCAAGGAGUCAUGUCUGGAAUUAUAACAGGCUGGUAUUUUAGAGAUUAUUUUAAUCAACCUUCACGAGCGGAAAUCGGCACAGUUGUCGCAAUUCUCGAAAUAGGCGCUUUGAUUUCAUCGUUAUUAGUAGGUAGAAUUGGGGACCUGAUAGGCCGCCGGCGAACAAUCUUAUACGGGUCUAUGAUAUUCUUCGUUGGUGGUGCUUUUCAGACUUUCGCUACAAGUCUCCCAUUGAUGAUGCUUGGACGAAUUAUUGCUGGAUUUGGAGUUGGUGCUCUUUCGACAAUUGUGCCAGUGUAUCAAUCCGAAAUUAGUCCUCCACACAAUCGUGGGAAGCUUGCUUGCAUUGAGUUCACAGGUAAUAUUUUUGGAUACGCUGCCAGUGUAUGGGUCGAUUACUUUUGCAGUUACAUUGAAAGCAACUAUUCAUGGCGUAUCCCAUUGCUUUGCCAGUGCAUCAUGGGUGCUCUUCUGGGGAUUGGCAGUGUUGUCAUCCCCGAAUCUCCUAGGUGGCUGUUAGACAACGACCACGAUGAAGAAGGUCUCAUCGUCAUUGCUAAUCUAUACGGCGGGGGAGACAUUCACAACGAAGCAGCGCGCCAAGAAUAUAGAGAAAUCAAAUUCGAUGUUCUCACAAUGCGACAGGAAGGAGAACGAUCUUAUACGGAUAUGUUUCGCCGCUAUUAUAAACGUGUUUUCAUUGCAAUGUCUGCCCAGGCUAUGGCUCAAUUGAACGGCAUCAACGUCAUAUCGUAUUACGCUCCGCUGGUCUUCGAGUCUGCAGGUUGGCCCGGGCGGUCUGCUAUUCUCAUGACCGGCGUUAAUGCAAUCAGUUAUCUGGCAUCCACCAUUCCUCCGUGGUAUCUUGUCGAUGGUUGGGGCCGUCGCCCAAUUCUGCUGUCCGGAGCCAUCGCUAUGAUGAUUUCGCUGAGUUUGAUGUCCUAUUUCAUUUUGAUCGACAUCCCGGCCACACAGACUCUUACCGUCAUUUGCGUUAUGGUCUACAACGCUGCUUUUGGCGCUUCCUGGGGCCCAAUUCCCUGGCUCUACCCCCCUGAAAUCUUGCCAUUGAGUAUUCGAGCAAAAGGGGCCAGCUUAAGUACUGCUGCAAACUGGGCAUUCAAUUUCUUGGUUGGAGAGGUCACUCCUGUCCUUCAGGAGUUGAUUAAAUGGCGUCUGUAUCUUAUUCACGCAUUUUUCUGCGCCUGCAGUUUUGUUUUGGUGUAUUUCUUGUAUCCAGAGACGAGCGGGGUCCGCUUGGAAGACAUGAAUGUACUUUUCGGGGACGCCACUACUGCUAUGCCUACGCCUGUAACCCAAGGAGAGCGCGAUUCCUUGAUUGGGGUCAAUUCACCUGUGCCUUCUCUUGAUCUUCACCGUCAACCUGGGCAAUUUACUUCUGAUAAUGCAAUUCCAGGCCUUAGCAUCGACCCUCCUACAAUCGGACCAGAUCACGGUGCCAAAGUCGGCAAUGGUGAUCAGCCUGGUGAUUCCGAAGGACGUAGCGAAGGCUUCGGGGGCUGGAUAUCAAAUAUGCUUGGCCGAAGCAAAAACCCGGCAAAGCGGAGUCAGUACCGCCGAGUUGAUCAGGAUGAAGAGAGCUGA
Molecule: messenger RNA, 1716 nt
Organism: Talaromyces atroroseus
Lineage: Eukaryota; Fungi; Ascomycota; Eurotiomycetes; Eurotiales; Trichocomaceae
Exons: 6
Coding region: 1-1716 (571 amino acids)
Biological process (GO): transmembrane transport; carbohydrate transport
Cellular component (GO): membrane
Molecular function (GO): carbohydrate:proton symporter activity
Source: RefSeq, a predicted model, not a curated record